This is a messenger RNA of Cajanus cajan (pigeon pea), 2012 nucleotides long. RefSeq names its product pectinesterase. Gene Ontology annotation, biological process: cell wall modification. Gene Ontology annotation, molecular function: enzyme inhibitor activity; pectinesterase activity. The record is from RefSeq and is a predicted model, not a curated record. Lineage: Eukaryota; Viridiplantae; Streptophyta; Magnoliopsida; Fabales; Fabaceae.
UCUUUCCUAUAGAAAAAGCAUUUGGAUCAUUUUCAUUUUCCAUAUGGACAAGCUCUUUUUGAACUGUUUCAUUGGAUACUGCCUUCUUUAUUCUCUCUUGGCUGUGCAUGGCAAAGAAUUGUCAUGCAAUGAAACCCCCUACCCCCUUGUGUGCAAGCAUUACAUUGGCACCACCACCAACACAUUAUCAGCCCUAGAUGCUUCAUCUUCUUCCUUCCAUGAUGUGGCCCUUAAGGUCACCAUGGAGCAAGCCAUUGAGGCUCAUAAACUUGUCUCUAAAAUGGACUUGGAUAAUUUCAAGGACAAGAGAGCCAAGUCGGCAUGGGAAGAUUGUUUGGAGCUCUAUGAGGACACACUUUAUCAACUCAAACGCUCAAUGAACUCAAACAACCUAAAUGACAGAUUGACCUGGCAAAGUGCAUCCAUUGCCAACCAUCAAACAUGCCAAAAUGGUUUCACUGAAUUCAACCUUCCCUCUCACCUAAACUACUUCCCUUCCAUGCUAAGCAACUUCUCCAAAUUGCUUAGCAAUUCCUUGUCCAUUAGCCAGGCUAUGACUUUGACGACAUCAUCAACCUCAGCAUCGACCAAACAAAGUGGUGGGCGAAGGUUGCUUUCAGAUGGCUUCCCCUAUUGGAUGUCACAUUCAGAUAGGAGGCUUCUUCAGGAAUCAGCACCAAAAGCUGAUGUUGUGGUGGCACAAGAUGGGAGUGGGAACUAUAAGACCAUCUCAGAAGGUGUGGCUGCAGCUGCUAAACUCAGUGGGAAAGGACGUGUUGUUGUGCACGUCAAAGCUGGUGUUUACAAAGAGAGUGUUGAUAUCAAGAGGACAAUGAAGAACAUACUGAUGAUUGGAGAUGGAAUGGGUGCUACCGUUGUUACUGGUAAUGAUAACGCACAAGAUGGCUCCACUACUUUUCGUUCUGCCACUUUUGCGGUUUCCGGUGACGGGUUCAUCGCUCGGGACAUGACGUUCGAGAACACAGCGGGGCCGCAAAAGCACCAGGCGGUGGCGCUCCGGUCCGGCGCCGACCACUCGGUGUUCUACCGGUGCAGCUUCAAGGGGUACCAAGACACGUUGUACGUGUACGCGAACCGUCAGUUCUACCGUGAUUGCGACAUAUACGGAACCAUAGACUUCAUAUUCGGGGACGCCGUGACGGUGCUUCAGAACUGCAACAUCUACGUGAGGAGACCGAUGAGCAACCAGCAGAACACGGUGACGGCGCAGGCGAGAACAGACCCUAAUGAGAACACAGGCAUCAUCAUUCAUAACUGUCGCAUCACUGCAGCUGGAGACUUGAAGGCCGUGCAGGGCUCUUUCAGAACCUAUCUAGGUCGGCCAUGGCAGAAGUACUCCAGAACCGUCGUCAUGAAGAGUUCCCUUGAUAGCUUGAUUAACCCUGCAGGUUGGUCUCCGUGGAGUGGAGACUUUGCUCUGAGCACUCUCUACUACGGUGAAUAUGCAAAUACAGGAGCAGGUAGUGACACAGGAGGGAGGGUGAAAUGGGCAGGGUUUCGUGUGAUAAGCAGCUCUGAGGCUGUGAAAUUCACUGUUGGAGAUUUCCUCGCUGGGGACUCGUGGAUUCCUGGGAGUGGCGUGCCGUUUGACGCAGGUUUAUGAAAGUAGUAAAGUACACAAGCUCAAAGCAUGUCUUGUGUUGCGUGGUGGCUGAAGUGGGUUUCCAAAAUUGGAUAACGACUCAAUUGCAUGUGAAUAUGUGAUAUAUGUCACGUAGUUUGUGUUGGGUUUUUGUUUUGUUUUUCCUUGUACAGAGGGAACACAAAUUGCUGUACUUUGUUCUGUGUUUUGUCUUGCAACUUGGAAGGAGCUAACCAGGAUCCAUGACAGAUCAAUAGGAAUAUUAUUGGAUAUCCUGUACUUUUUUUUUCUUCCAUUUAUUCUGAUGUCAAGAAUAUCCUGUAUAGAUAUAAUUAAUAAUUGUUGUAAAAUGUAACCGAUUUAAUGUGUUGAUUGCAUAUAAAUGUAUAAAAGUCUUCAUUUCAUUCAA